Messenger RNA from Tribolium madens (black flour beetle), 2122 nucleotides. RefSeq names its product D-2-hydroxyglutarate dehydrogenase, mitochondrial (gene D2hgdh). Lineage: Eukaryota; Metazoa; Arthropoda; Insecta; Coleoptera; Tenebrionidae. The coding region runs from base 482 to 2017 and encodes 511 amino acids. Gene Ontology annotation, cellular component: mitochondrion. The transcript is spliced from 8 exons. The record is from RefSeq and is a predicted model, not a curated record. Gene Ontology annotation, molecular function: catalytic activity; FAD binding.
AAUCAAACCAAAAGUAAGGUUAGAUCUUCUAAAUUACUCAAACAUUCGCAACAAGAGCCAGUUCCACAGUGUUUUUAAUUAAAAAAACGUAACUCACCCUCUCCCGGUGCGUCUUUGUUCGGUUCCGCAAUCAUCGUAGCCGUUCCCUGCGUCGCACUAUCAGCUGUGGCCGCUUCGCCUUGUUCGAUUUUAACUGGGGGCACCGUCGGGGGCAAGGGGACUUGUUGUGGUGUUGAAAUAGUGAUUGUUUGUGGUGCGCCUGGUUGUAUUUGUUGAACUUGCGACGGACUUGGAGUGACUUGCAUCGUUGUAGGUUGCGUAGAUGUCUGAAUUUGGCCAAUGAUUGUUCCUGCAGGUGCCAUUUGAGGUACCGUUGUCGAAUUCUGCAGAGAUUUCACCAAAUAGAGAAUAGUUGUUCAAAAAAAAACGAGGCGGAAGCGUCGGCCAAGUUUGGGUGAUUCUCCCUUUUUACCCUCACAAAAUGCACAUGUUUCCGAGGGGUGUAAAGCAGUUAGGCUGGCUGCGGCCUUCCUCUCUGGGGAUUUUACCCUCGUCAGUGUGCAGGGGUUUCGCCAGCCCUACGUUACCUGAACUCACUAAGGAUCGAUAUCCUCACGUGAAGCGAGGGGAAUUCGCGAAAUUGGAUCACAAUCACUUGAGAUUCUUCAGGGAGCUGCUCGGGGAGAACCGAGUCUUGACUGACCCCAGCGACUGUGAGAUCUACAAUGUAGAUUGGAAUAGGAAUGUUAGAGGCUACAGCGAGUGCAUCUUGAAGCCGAAAACAACCCAGGAAGUAUCUCGAAUAUUAUCCUUUUGUAACGAGCACAAGCUCGCUGUCUCGCCUCAAGGGGGUAACACCGGUCUCGUGGGUGGCUCCGUCCCCGUUUUUGAUGAAAUCGUUCUUUCCCUCAGUCUCAUGAAUAACAUCAUAAGCAUCGACGACACUUCUGGCAUUCUCGUAUGCGAGAGUGGCUGCGUGUUGGAAUAUUUAGACGAGCAAUUAGCCAAACAGCGGCUAAUGAUGCCUUUGGAUCUCGGAGCGAAGGGUUCGUGUCAGAUAGGCGGAAAUGUUUCCACUAACGCUGGUGGCCUGCGGCUACUCAGAUACGGUAAUUUGCAAGGCAAUGUGCUGGGAAUCGAAGCGGUGAAAGCCAACGGCGAAAUUCUCGACUGUCUCAGUACUUUAAAGAAAGACAAUACAGGGUUCCACUUGAAGCACCUUUUCAUCGGCUCUGAGGGCUCCCUAGGUGUAGUAACAAAAGUCGCAAUUCAGUGCCCCCCUAAGCCGGAAGCUGUCAAUUUAGCCUUCUUGGGAGUCAAUUCCUUCGAUAAAAUCCUGACGACUUUCAAAAGAGCUAAACGUGAAUUGGGGGAAAUUUUGUCGUCGUUUGAAAUGAUCGAUGAGCAAUCGAUAAGUGCAGUGAUCGACCAUUUGAAAGUCAAAUCGCCAAUCUCGGAACAUCCCUUUUACAUCCUGGUCGAGACCCAGGGCAGUAACGAUGUCCAUGACCAGGAAAAAGUCACCAAGUUUUUGGAAAAUUUGAUGGGGGAUGGGGUGGCGCAAGACGGGACUGUUACCAGCGAACCGAGUAAAAUGAAAGUGAUUUGGGAGUUGCGAGAACGGAUAGCUGAGGCGUUUUUACACGACGGUUAUGUCUUCAAGUAUGAUAUAACGUUGCCGCUUGAGAAGUUUUAUUCGGUUGUUGAGGUGAUGAGGAAGAGAUUGGGGUCGGAGGUUAUUAGGUGUUGCGGUUAUGGGCAUAUAGGGGAUGGUAACAUUCAUUUUUCGGUUUGUACAAAGGAAUUCUCGCAAAGUUUGUUGAAAAAAAUUGAACCGUUUGUUUAUGAAUACACUUCACAACUGAAAGGGAGCAUUAGUGCCGAACACGGAAUAGGUUUUAGGAAACCGAAGUAUAUACAUUACUCGAAAAGUGAUUCAGCUAUACAGCUAAUGAAAGAGCUUAAGAAAUUGAUGGAUCCGAAGGGGAUUUUAAACCCUUAUAAAGUCUUACCAUAGAAAUAUAGAUAAAUUUUGUUGUACAUAAUUUAAUCUCCACAACAUGGAAUUAUAUUUUUUGAAUAUUUAUGUGCACAUUCUAUAUAAUAUAUUAUAUUAAACAUA